This is a messenger RNA of Magnolia sinica, 1958 nucleotides long. Its product is annotated as psbP domain-containing protein 1, chloroplastic. Lineage: Eukaryota; Viridiplantae; Streptophyta; Magnoliopsida; Magnoliales; Magnoliaceae. The coding region runs from base 86 to 934 and encodes 282 amino acids. The transcript has 4 exons. Gene Ontology annotation, cellular component: extrinsic component of membrane; photosystem II oxygen evolving complex; photosystem II. The record is from RefSeq and is a predicted model, not a curated record. Gene Ontology annotation, biological process: photosynthesis. Gene Ontology annotation, molecular function: calcium ion binding.
UCCCCCUCCGCGUCUCUCUCCAUAUCUCUUCUCGAGUGGCACUUGUGUAAAUUUAUUCAGUUCAAGAACCUGCUCCUCUUCUUCCAUGACCACAGUCUUCGAAUCCCUUCCCAUACCUCGCUCUCAUCGCUUCCGUACAGCUGUUUCCACCACUCCGAAAUGCUGUUCAACGCUCCAAGGGAAGCGCUCGAGAAUAGGAGCCUGUACACCACCGCUCACGUUAGCACCGACCCCGGCGUGUGCCAGGAGCCGCUUGCUAACUGUCUGCAAGGCGCAGGAGACCGUUACCAAAGUUCCAAGGAGGCAUGUAACGGCUUUCAUGUUGUCGAGUUUAAUCUUCUCACAAAUGGGUGCACGUGAUGUCGCCUUGGCCGAGCAGUCAAUCGGGUUCAGGGAAUACAUAGACACCUUUGAUGGCUAUACAUUCAACUAUCCUCAGAACUGGAUUCAAGUUCGAGGUGCUGGUGCAGAUAUUUUCUUCAGGGAUCCUUUCGUUCUUGAUGAAAAUCUGUCUGUGGAGUUAUCGUCUCCUUCAUCCUCUCGAUACAAAAGUGUCGAAGACUUGGGUCCUCCGGCAACAGCUGGGGAGAAAGUCCUAAAGCAAUAUUUGACUGAAUUCAUGUCCACAAGACUCGGCGUUCGGCGCGAAUCGAACAUCCUUUCCACAUCCUCAAGAGUUGCUGAUGAUGGGAGGAUCUACUAUCAAGUUGAGGUAAACAUAAAGUCAUAUGCUAACAGCAAUGAGUUGGCUGUUAUGCCACAAGACCGGAUAACUCGUCUUGAAUGGGACAGGCGUUACCUUUCAGUUCUAGGAGUUGAAAACAACCGUUUGUAUGAGCUGAGAUUGCAAACCCCAGAAAAUGUAUUCUUGGAGGAAGAAGGCGAUUUGCGCCGAGUUAUGGAGUCCUUCAGAGUAAUGAAGGUGAUGGGCUGAAUCUUGUGCUUGCGACGAGCAAAACUGAAGUUUUGGUCACUGAGUUGAUUUGUCGGUUCUUACAGAACAUAACCCGAGAUUUGUUCACUGUAGAUUUCUUGGUGAUGGGACACACCUGUCUUUUAGGUAGCAUGUGAGACUAAGUAGUGCCAAAUAACAAGGUGCAAUUUGUGUUUGGGUCGAUUGGAAGGCAGAAACUUGUGUGAGCAGAUUCCGACUUUGCUGCCUUAUCUGCCUAAGUCACAAGCACGGAAAGGUCCCAAAUAUUCGCGACCAUUGCACCAGCGAAUCAUGUUGACCUUUUGGAACCAGAACCCCUUCUCCACAAUUUCACUAGAGGUUGAGUUUGUUUUAGUUAUUUGGUUGGCUGUGUUGCAAAAUCCUGAUUGGUGGUGCACCCAAACACACCCCAAGCUAGGAUCAAAGACACUGAAACCCGGACGCCUCUAUCACAUUUACAAGAGUCUUAUCGGUUGCCACUGUAGCAAUAAAAUGGAUGCUGGGAAAGAGCAAUUGAUAUCUGCAAAGGGUCAUGACCCCUUGAUGCAUAUUUGGGAUUGCUGUAUUUUACAAUUGGGUUUUGACCUCCCUUUCUUGGUUUACCUCAGUUGAGAUCCAGUUCGAAUUGUUCUUACCUUAAAAAUUCCUGUGCAGGACAGGACCCACCUAUGAUCAUGGUUGAUGAUUGGAUAGGAAAGGCCCACCAUGGACUGCUUAUGGCCCCAAUGUUACCAUUGCCAAAUGAUCAUAAUGAUCUUAGUGUCCUUUUUCAAAACCUUAAUUAGGUGGAUUUGAUCAUCUAAUCAUUAAGUAAGCAUUCCAUGGUUUUUGCUCAGGAUAUGUAGAAAUAACAAGUUAUCCAUUUUUUUUACUGUUGCAGCCUUUUGUUGCUCUUGGGCCUGUUUGGUUUCGCAAUUACAACGCUAAAUGGCUGUAAAUGAGUUAUGAUUAUUUACUCUUGCAAUUGUGUGGUAACAUUACUUACAUUUGACUGCAAUGAUGACUUUGGUACAUUAUUUGUGAA